GGAGGAGUAGUAGGUGAGAAAAUGGUGCGUGGUUUGUCCCAGUGGACGAAGACCCUGAGCUUCCCAGCCAGAGUGUCACCUCAAAGACCUGCCAAGGAAUCAAAAGGUUUUCAAGUCAGCCCUAGUGCAAGUCCUACCUCACCACCUAGUCCUAUCAACGAUACCAUGGACAAGACACCGAUUAUUACCGAUGAGAAUUUCCACGACUUGGAAGCUGAGAAGGCAAUAAUGGGAUCCAUUGUUUACUGCAUACAUCACAAAGAUGGUUGCAAAUGGUCGGAUGAAUUAAGAAAAUUAAAGGCUCAUUUGAAUACCUGCAAACACGAUGCGGUUCCUUGCAGUAAUAAAUGUGGUGCUAUGAUACCGCGCGUAUUAAUGGAGGACCAUUUGAAAUAUACUUGCGCCCAACGGAGGGCUCGUUGCGAUUUUUGUGCCAAAGAAUUUACCGGCCACACCCUUGAGAAACACACAGGUACCUGCGGAUACGAACCGUUGUACUGUGAGAACAAAUGUGGAAUGAAAGUUCAAAGAAGACACUUAGGCCAACACAAGUUGGGUGAAUGCGCCAAGCGACUGGUCGCUUGUCGUUAUUGCAACAAGGAAUUCGUUUUUGACACGCUCGGUGCUCACCACGCGAAAUGUGGCCGUUUCCCAGUAGCGUGUCCUCAUCGUUGCGAGACCGCAGUUUUGCCAAGAGAAGAUCUUGAAGUUCAUCUUAAAGAUCAUUGCACGACUCAUUUACUAUCGUGCACGUUUAAAGAUGCCGGCUGUCGGUUUAAGGGCAACAGAUUUUCUUUGGAUAAACAUUUAGAGGAGUCAGCGAAAAUGCAUCUCAGUUUAAUGUGCAGUGUGGUAACGAAGCAACAGCAUCAAAUAACGAGUCUAAAAUCUGCUAUAAGUAAACUUUCGUUAAAUUAUACUGGCACUCUUAUAUGGAAAAUCACGGAUUAUACAGCAAAGAUGUCUGAAGCAAGGGCCAAGGAAGGAAUGGAACUUGUCAGUCCACCCUUUUACACUAGUCAAUACGGAUACAAGCUGCAGGCUUCGGUUUUCUUAAAUGGAAACGGAACCGGUGAAGGAAGCCACAUUUCUAUAUACAUCAAAAUUCUACCUGGUGAAUACGAUGCAUUGUUACGAUGGCCAUUUUCUCACAGCGUGUCUUUCACUAUGUUCGAUCAAACGGUCGUAGCAGAGAAAGCUUGCAACAUCGUUGAAAGUUUUAUACCAGAUCCAACUUGGAAAAAUUUUCAAAGGCCCAGUCGUGAGCCAGAUUCUCUUGGUUUUGGAUUUCCACGAUUUGUCUCGCACGAAAUGGUUAAAAAACGACAUUUCGUAAAGGACGACACAAUGUUCAUUCGGGUUAAAGUAGAUCCUAGUAAAAUUGUUGCUGUUUAAGGAUAUCAAACAAAAUUCGAAAGUAUAAGAUCGAAGAAAAGAUCUUUUAAUUACGAUGAAAUCGUUUUCUUUUUUAUAAUACAUAAUGUGCUCGGAUAUCGCAUAUGUGUGGUUUACAAGAAAAAAAAAAAAAGAUCUUAAAUAUCGUUAUAUUCGUUCGUUGAUAAAUGAUGAAAUGUUUUAAGAAAUCGGAACGAUAUUCGUACGAGAGAGAUUUCACGAAUAAUAUUUGUUGAUUCGUUUCAAUCCUUAUAUUUUGUGAUAAUGGUACUUCAGAUAGAAAAUAUGGUACUUAUGGCAGAGACUGCUAAACAACUUAUUGGUUUGCCUUAGAAUUAUUAUGUUAUAGAAUAUGGUUGCGAUUUUUUUUUAUAAAUAUAUUUUAUAAAUCAACACAAAAACACACACACACACACACGUACGUACUUACAAUUAAUAUUAUUAUCAGUAAUUGCAAAUUGAGAUACAUUUUUGAUUCGAAAUCUUUUUUUUUUAUACGUCAACUAUAUUUAUAGCAUUAAUAAUUUAUUGAUAUUACGAAGAGUGCUUUACUUAUGCUGCCUAUUAUUUUGAUUAAUCAUACACCACCAUUUUUAUACUCCAUAUUUAUAUCUACAUAUAAUUGACAGAAAAUUAUUUAGUACGAUUUAUAUGAGCACAGCUCUUCUCCAGAUACAACGAAUUUUGAAUUACAAUAUACGUCGCGAUUUUGCCACCAAAUAUUAGUAAGUUACAAUUUUUAUAUACAAUACGAUAUUAAGAAGAAUUACGCUCCUGUUACUUCGUGUUUUAUAUAUGUAUAUACAUAUAAAACAUUUAUAUAUGUAUAUACAUAUAUAUACAUGCAUAUAUGUUAAGAUUUCGUUUGAAAUUAUUUCUAAUAUUUAACGAAUUUGAUAUAUUUCAUACUUGUUUAUUAAUAGUAAGUUGACUAAUUAAUGAAUAUUAGUUUUCUUAUUUGAAAAGUUUACAUUUCGAUUAUAUAUUACAAGUGGCCUUGAAAUCUACAAUUUACAUACAUAUAAGUAUUUAUCUUUAAGACAUCAAAUCAAAGAUGAUUAAGGGACUGUAUACUAUAAGUUUAAAAGAAUGUAAAUAAUGUGAGAAACCGUAGAAGAUAAAUGAUAAAGUAACAAGGUUGGAAGAGGUUUACCACUGUAAAUAUGCAUUUAAUAAUGAUAGUGAUAAUGAUAACUUGUGAUUGAGAUGCUAGUGACUGUAUGAUGUACUGAGAUAAAGUAAAUUAAGUAAUAAAACUAUUACGUAACAUUCGUAUGUGGACAAAAAAAAAAUAUAUAUCUAAAUA
Molecule: messenger RNA, 2701 nt
Organism: Polistes canadensis
Lineage: Eukaryota; Metazoa; Arthropoda; Insecta; Hymenoptera; Vespidae
Gene: Traf4
Product: TNF receptor-associated factor 4
Exons: 6
Coding region: 22-1395 (457 amino acids)
Biological process (GO): protein K63-linked ubiquitination; positive regulation of JNK cascade; regulation of apoptotic process
Cellular component (GO): plasma membrane signaling receptor complex
Molecular function (GO): zinc ion binding; protein binding
Source: RefSeq, a predicted model, not a curated record